Molecule: messenger RNA, 1055 nt
Organism: Theobroma cacao (cacao)
Lineage: Eukaryota; Viridiplantae; Streptophyta; Magnoliopsida; Malvales; Malvaceae
Product: expansin-like B1
Cellular component (GO): extracellular region
Source: RefSeq, a predicted model, not a curated record
ACCAGCUGCAGACCCCGUUAUUCCAUGCCCUUAUCUUCUUUGAUUUCAUUGUCUUUGCUCAUUGAAUCCUCUAUGGCUCUUUCUCUUCAAUACCUUUUGAUCCUUUUCGCAGCUUUGCUUCUCACACAAAGUCUGGCAGAGGCAGCAACAUGCAGCAACUGUUUCACCCAUUCACGAGCAGCCUACUAUCCAAACUCUGAUGAACAUGGAACAGAUGUAGGUGCAUGCGGUUUUGGCUCCUUUGGAGCAACAAUAAAUGGUGGAGAUGUAUCCACAGCAUCUGAACUCUACCGUAAUGGUGUUGGUUGUGGUGCUUGCUACCAGGUGAGGUGCACCAACAGCAACUAUUGCUCAGAUGACGGUGUGACAGUGGUUAUAACUGAUCAAGGCUCAGGUCCCAAUACCGACUUUAUCCUGAGCAGACGAGCCUUUGGUAGGAUGGCUCAGACCACAGAUGCAGCUGCAUCUCUAUUAGCCCAAGGAGUUGUUGACAUUGAAUAUAGGCGUGUUUCAUGCAGCUACCCCAACAAAAAUAUCACUAUCAAGAUUGAUGAGAACAGCAAUUACCCUCAUUAUUUGGCAUUUGUUCUUUGGUAUCAACAAGGUGACAAGGAUAUCACAGCAGUGCAGCUAUGUGAGACUAAAAACUUUGUGUGCAAGCUAUUGGAUAGGAGUUACGGAGCAGUAUGGACAACCACUUCACCCCCAACCGGUCCAUUGUCUUUAAGGAUGCUAUUGAGUGGAGAGGAUGGAGAUGAGUCAUGGUUUGUUCCUAUUACUAACAUACCAGAAAAUUGGAAAGGUGGAGAAACAUAUGACACAGGAGUUCAAAUUAAUAUCUAGAAAUAUGCACCAGAGUCAUUCAUUUCUUUGUUUUAGCAAUACCAAUAAAAGAAUUAAGUCCCUAGCUUUCUUAAAAGAUGUGUUCUUUCAUUAUGUUUAAUUGGUUAGCAUAUAUUUUAUUAUUUUUGUGUCAAGGAAGGGAUGACACACUUUACUAAGAGAUAUUCUUAUGUUUUCUUUGUAAUAUUGACUAAUGAAAUUUUAUGUUUCUU